ACUUGAUGGAUCCCUGGUUCAUCACAGCUGACACAUGAAGGCCCCACAGCAUUAUUAGUGCCUUCAUCGUUAACACAGCACAGCAGGAUUACACUCUGUAACAAAAGGGGAUCAUCACAAAUCUCUGUAGUAACAUGACUCAGACUUACCCUGGAGAUGCCGAAGAGACGAGACAUUGUCACUAUUGUAUUGAUUGUGUUGCCUUGGACGCUGCUCAUCACUGUUUGGCGCCAGAGCACCAUCACUCCUCUGCUUGCUACUCGAAAGGGUAAGGCUAGAAGAGAUGACAGACGUGAUGGUUGUUCCAACUCCAGGAAUACUUUUGCUCUCAAGGAGUACUGCCCACUUCACCGGGACAUCACGGAGGUGGUCCGCACUAAGUAUGUCUACAGCAGGCCUCUGCCCUGGUCUGACAUCCUACCUACCAUCCACAUCAUCACUCCCACCUACAGCCGUCCAGUACAGAAGGCAGAGCUGACACGUCUAUCCAACACCUUGCUGCACGUACCCAACCUGCACUGGAUCCUGGUGGAGGACUCCCAGAGGAGGAGCACUAUGGUCAGCCGUCUCCUCCUGGAAACAGGACUCAACUACACCCACCUUAAUGUAGAGACGCCCCGGAACUAUAAAGUACGUGGGGACACUAGGGACCCCCGAAUACCUCGGGGUACCCUACAGAGGAACCUAGCCCUGCGGUGGCUCCGGGAUAAAUUUAGUGUAAACAGAAGCCAGCCCGGGAUUGUCUACUUUGCAGACGAUGACAACACAUACAGUCUAGAGCUGUUUGAGGAGAUGCGUUUCACCAAAAAAGCGUCAGUGUGGCCCGUAGCCUUUGUGGGUGGCCUACGAUAUGAGUCCCCUAAAGUAAACACCUUGGGCAAGGUGUACGGUUGGAAAACUGUAUUUGACCCACACCGACCCUUUGCCAUAGACAUGGCUGGGUUUGCAUUGAACCUGCACCUUAUUCUGUCUAAACCUCAGGCUUAUUUCAAGUUAAGUGGUGUGAAGGGAGGUUAUCAGGAGAGCAGUUUAUUAAAGGAGCUAGUAACGCUCAGUGAUUUGGAGCCUAAAGCUGCUAACUGCACCAAGGUAUUAGUAUGGCACACACGGACAGAGAAGCCUGUGCUAGUAAAUGAGGGCAAGAAGGGAUUUACUGACUCUAAUGUGGAGAUAUGACAUACUUCAUCUGACACAGAUGCCGCUGACAGACAGACAGACAGACAGACAUGUGGAGCAAGCGGUAAAUUGGUAUGAAAGCUGGUUCAGGGCAUAUUCAUCCAUUUAUGAAUAAAUAUGGAGUGGAAACGCUCAUGCAUGUGCACCAAGUUCCUGUGUUGACAUCCUGUCGCUAGGCUACAUUUUCUUCUUCUUCUUCUUCUUCUUCUACUGUUUAAGGCGGUUGGCAAACAGCAAAUUGGUCCAUUACUGCCACCAACUGGUGGAGUGUGGAUCAAAAUGACUAUUACACCUUUAACAAAAAAAAAAAAAAAAUAGCCUACAUCCCGAUCCUGCAGUGUUUUUUUUUUAGCCGCCCAUUCCCGCCUGCAGCAAAGUACAAACCGCCCGCUCCCGCAAUAUUUGCGGCGGGUUCCAAUCCCAAUGCAGCCUUCUAUGUCAGAGUACAAAAGUUACCCGGGCCAUGGCCCCCCUGGCCCCCCCAGGUUUUGCGGUCUGUGAGUGAGUGUAAAAUCCUAACACUAAAGGUAAGACUUCCUUAAGUAGCCUAGUUGGGAUGGGGUCUAAGAGACACGUUGAUAAUUUACUGUAGAUGAAGAAAUCACUGCAGUCAAUUGUUGAGGAGAAAUUGGGGAGAAGCUAUCUAAAUAUAUAUUAGGUCAUACAGCUGUGUUUGAGGUUAGAUAGGUACUAUCUGAGGAGAGGAGGUCAUAAAUUUAGCCUCUAAUAGUUUUGUCAUUAAAAAAGCUCAUAAAAUCAAUACUGCUACACUGCAAAAACUCAAAAUCUUACCAAGAAUAUUUGUCUUAUUUCUAGUCAAAAUGUCAGAAUCUGUCAGUGGACCAAGUUUUUUUUGCUUGUAAUAAGAAAAAAAACCUUGCUCCACUGGCAGAUUUUUUCUACUUAUUUCAAGUGAAAAUUUACUUGAAACAAGUGAAAAUUGCCUAAAAACAAGUAAAUUUUAAGGUGAUGAGUCUUAUUUUAAGUGUAAUGAGAUUUUUUUGGACUAGAAAUUAGACAUUUUGACUAGAAAUAAGACAAAUAUUCUUGGUAAGAUUUUGAGUUUUUGCAGUGUAAGGGCUAAAGGAAUACAAGGCUCAAUAGAGCUGUGAUUCUCAGUCAGCCUGGCUACAGUGCUGAAAAGAAACCUGGGGUUGUUCUUAUUUUCUUCUAUUAAAGCUGAGCAAUAGUUUGCUCUGAAUCCUACUGACUUUGGUGACCCCCUAAGCUUUUAUUUAUCAUCACAAUGAAAUACACCACUGGAUAGAUUAAAUAUUUUGUACAGGUAUUUAUGGUCUCCAGAGGAUAAAUCAUAAUGACUAUGAUAAACCUAGAACCUAGAAUUUGUCCAAUACUGUUAAAUUUCACAUUUUAGCGGACAAACAACCACUGGCAAGGAUAAUUGGAAUAAAGAGUUAAUUGUAAAAAUAAUGAAGAGUGGCAAAGGUGUCUCAAGUGAUGAAGAGUGGCAGGCAGAGGUGAAUUGGGUGGGCAUCACAGAGAAGGUGGGCAGGAGGGUGGCUCAGAGUGUGGCUGGUAGCAGGGUUGAAUCCACUGGACAAGAAGCAAGGAGCAAGAAAACACAAGGGUGAGGUGAGGAUUACUCAACUAAGAAGCAAAAUUGCAAACAAGACUGACAAGAGGCCAUAUGUUAGCCCAGACAAACUGACAGGGACAGACACACACAUACACACCCACACACACAAACGAGGGAGGGUGAGAACAGGGGAGCACACAAGGAGAGAGGGAGACAAAUACUUUGGUUUAUGACCAAAUACCCACAAAACUAAUGACAGUCCCAUCAGCCUUAGCUAUAUUUUGUCUUAAAUGCUAAUUAGCAAAUGUAUGCAAACAUGCUAAUAUACUAAGAUGAUAAAAAUGCUUAAAGGUCCAGUGUGUAAGAUUUAGAGGAAUAUACUAGCAGAAAUUGAAUAUCAUAUUCAUAAUUAACUAUGUGGGCGGCACGGUGGUGUGGUGGUUCGCACUCUCGCCUCACAGCAAGAGGGUUGCCGGUUCGAUCCCGGGCGUGGGAGCCCUUCUGUGCGGAGUUUGCAUGUUCUCCCCGUGUCAGCGUGGGUUCUCUCCGGGCACUCCGGCUUCCUCCCACAGUCCAAAGACAUGCAGACUGGGGACUAGGUUAGUCUAAAUUGACUCUAAAUUGUCUGUAGGUGUGAAUGUGAGCGUGAAUGGUUGUUUGUCUCUAUGUGUCAGCCCUGCGAUAGUCUGGCGACCUGUCCAGGGUGUACCCUGCCUCUCGCCUGAUGUCAGCUGGGAUAGGCUCCAGCCCCCCUGCGACCCUCAAGAGGAUGAAGCGGUUAGAAGAUGAAUGAAUGAAUGAAUAAUUAACUAUGUUUUCUUUAGUAUAUAAUCACCUGAAAGUAAGAGGUGUUGUGGUUUUGUAACUUGUCACAUAUGACGAGUUCAUAUGUGACAAAUAGGCAUAUUCAUAUGGCGCAGUAGAUAUCCGCCUGCGUUUGUUGUUGACAUUUUGGGACGGUGUGUUUUAUGCUGGGUAAUACAAGCAUAUGGUAAGGUUUUGGAAACGUGAUUAGGUUUAGAAAAAACAUCAUGAUUUGGCUCUGCAUUCAUGUGGGAAGCAAACACCGGUCUCCUGGGUGAAAGUCCACGUUUGUUGUAGUUCCAGUGCAAUGUGCAAAAAGUUAACAUACAGCCCUGAUAUUUAUUUUCUAUCAUUUUUCAUUUACAUGUUGUGCAGCUGCAUAUUUUCAAACAGGGGAAAAAAAUCCCUGUCUUUGCAUUUCAUUUUGUAUAUAUAUAUAUAUAUAGAUAUAUAUCAUAAUAAUAAUAAUGAUGAUAAUAAUAAUAAUAAUAAUACUACAUUUUAUUUAUAGAGCGCUUUUCAAAAACUCAAAGACACUUUACAGGCAGACAAAGUGCAGGAAAAUACAAUAAAGAGUGCAAAACAGCAGACAAAAAGAGGAAAACAAUUACAGACAAGAGUAUCAUGUAUUGUACAUAUAUGUAUGUAUGUAUUCAGCCUAAAGAUACAGAGAUAUGAUUUUUUGUCCAUAUCACCCAGCCCUAACCCAACAGCAUAUCACACCACCGCAUAAAUGUUGCUUUUGGUGUCUGUUGAAAUCACUGACAAAGCAGUGGUAUUCAACGACUUCAAAAUGAGAAUGGACUGGUCAUUCAUAUUUAUCUAUCUUUCUUCCACAAAGUCUGCAAUGUUGUUUCCACAGUAGCCCAGAAAGGACAACGCAAAUGCUGGCUCUAGACAAGGCCAUUUGUGUUUUCUUAUUUUAGCAUUAGCCACUAUAGUUCUCUUACACACUUGACACAAGGAAAAAGUUUCACUUGGUUGCAAUCUGCAACCUUAUCGCUACACACUAGACUAUAAACAUGCCUGCUUACCAUCAGAAUGUUAACAUUUUUUUUUGUGAGUAUGUCAGCAUGUUGAAGGUAGUAUUUAGCUCACAGAGGCUUACAGCAUGACUGUAGACCCAUGGACGUUCUGUUUGUAACAUGUGCCUUGUUUCUGUCCUUUCAGGGACAUUUCUCCAAUGGAUUCUUCCUGGAUUCAAACCAACCUCAGAGCAAUAAGCCAGGUUAAAAAAUAUUAUCACAGCUCAGUGCUGUAACUAUACUUAAUCAUCGCUUAGAAACUGAGGUUCACCCGUCCACCCCAGCAGGGAACACAAGCCAUGCGUUUAAAAGGUUCGCAGAGUAUCAAAGCACAAAUGCACAAAAACAAGCUGGCCCAUUCUGCUCCGAGCACUGGCUUAUGCGAGACACUGGUAUGAGUUGCCAAAGGAGCUUACCCACUGAGGUUUCCUUGGAGAACUGAGACAAAGGAUAUUAAGUGAUUUAAACUGCAGGAAGAUAUGGCACAGCAAGCAAUUAAGAGUCCUCUGAGCGCAGUCAACACCAGCCAACCAUCCAAUCAACAUUAAAUAGGGCCCUCUUGUUCUGAAGCAAACUGGCUGUCCAGCACAGGGCUGUACAGAGGAAUCAAAGGGGCUCUUGUCUUAGUUGAGUCAGCAAGGACUGACAGACUACACUGAGGAAAUCUGAGCCAUCCCCACUUGUACUGUAAAACACUGAGCUAUUUAGAUAGCACUUCAAACCUAGCAAUAAUUAGGAGCUCUGUUCGUCCUCAGCAGACAUUCACACAUGCUCAGCUGUCUCACUGCACAGGACGAGCAUAUAGACACACAUGCACUCAAAAACACAGAGAAAUGGUUUAUUCCAGUGAAACAGCCAUGUCCCCUCUCACAGACAUUUACUGUAAACUCUUGGUUAUUCCCGAUAUGCUGAAACACUACUGAGGUCUACCCAUAUUUCAGAGGAGAUUCAGUAUCUGUACGGGCCUGUUCACUUCAUAGCAUCUUCAUAAGCAAAUUAAGAUCUCACUGAGUAAAGUUAUUUAUUGUUUAAGAUUAACUGGUACUAUUUACUUGUUAGUUACCAGCUAUGCAUGCACAGGUCAAUGGUGUGUGAAGCCAUUACUCUAAUACUUGGAUGUCAAUUCUAUCAAAUAGCUGUAUUAAACAAAUCCAAUUAUCCCCACCAUGACUGGUUGGCUUGCAAGUGAUAAUUUCAUACCCUGCUGAUAUGCAAUGGCACUGCUUAUAAAUGCUGCUGUUCUCAUACUGUGGCUGUUUGGUCAGUUAUCAGUAGUCAGUGCGUUUACAUGCACAGUUAAGUGGAGCUACAGAUAUAGCCCAACUAGGUCAUUUAAUUAGACUACUGUCCUUGUUCCAGUGUACAAGCACAGGUGGCAAUAUGUCCCCUUUCUGCUUGUUAAUAUUUGACCUUUUUCUGCUUGAUCUAUUAUGUCACAGACCAAACAAUCAAGCGUCUUCCAGCUGUUCCACCACAUUUUUGAACAGGUUGCCAUUCUGUGUUUUCCUCCAAUCCAUGUAUUUCAAAAUAUUUAACUCUUUCAGCUGACACAGCAUGAACUGUGUCUCCUUGUCCAUCCACAAAUGGACAAGGACUUCAAGGUCAACUUCAAGGUCAAAGCCCUGAAUGGAAACUGUGGAGCAUGUGCUGCACCUCAGCCAGUUUGGGCCCGAUUGACUGUAUGAAUGCAGCAGUUAUUCAACUCCCAAUCCCAUUAUCUGGGUGUGUUAGUCUGACUUUGAGACAUUGAAUUUAGUACAAUUUCAGUCAGAUGAACAUGUUUACAUGUAUUUUAGAAGUCCGGAUUUAGUGGGAAUAACACAAUAAAUCAAUUUUCUCGAAUGUCAUGUAAAUGUACUGAGUGUGCUAGGCAUCUGAAACCUUGAACUUUCACUCAGUAAGGUAUAGGACCUAAUGUUGCUACAAUGCUGCUUGUGUUUCAUUUGAAAGCUGCUCACAUCACUCCUGCCUAAGCUAAGAUUGUCCCACAAGUCAGAUUUUUGUUUUACCAUUUCAAAAACUGCAGUCUGUGGAAUAUUCACACGAGCAAUACAAAUCUAACAAUAGUAUCAAAUAUAACUGCCACCCCCAAAUAGAAAUGUCUAGCCUUUAGGUGGAACUCCAUGGGUAAGAGAAUAUACUUGGUAAUUUGUGUAGAGUCAUUGAAACUAAAGGUACUGUACAGUACAGGCCAAAAGUUUGGACACACCUUCUCAUUCA
This is a messenger RNA of Epinephelus fuscoguttatus (brown-marbled grouper), 6762 nucleotides long. Its product is annotated as galactosylgalactosylxylosylprotein 3-beta-glucuronosyltransferase 1-like. Gene Ontology annotation, biological process: carbohydrate metabolic process; chondroitin sulfate proteoglycan biosynthetic process. The transcript has 6 exons. The record is from RefSeq and is a predicted model, not a curated record. Gene Ontology annotation, molecular function: galactosylgalactosylxylosylprotein 3-beta-glucuronosyltransferase activity. Gene Ontology annotation, cellular component: Golgi membrane. NCBI's taxonomy places the organism in Eukaryota, Metazoa, Chordata, Actinopteri, Perciformes, Serranidae. Bases 157 to 1176 code for a protein of 339 amino acids.